AUGUCGCGUUACUGCAGGCACAAGUACAAGAGGGGGGACCUGGUUUUUGCCAAGUUAAAGGGCUACGCCCACUGGCCGGCCAGGAUAGAGCAAAUGGCCUCCCCGAAUCGCUAUCAAGUGUUUUUUUUCGGGACCCACGAGACGGCCUUCCUGAGCCCCCAACGCCUCUUCCCGUACGAGGAGGCCAAGGAGAAGUUCGGCAGGCCCAACAAGAGGAGGGGGUUCAGCGCGGGGCUGUGGGAGAUCGAGAACAAUCCUACCGUCCAGGUCGCCGGCCAGCCCCUGGCCCAAGAGAAGAGCUGCGCGGAAGGGCCACCGCCGGCGUCCGAGGGCGACGGGGACCAGGAGAGCAUCGCCGACGGCGACAGUGAUGAGCAGGGGAAGCCCGGCGUCGACCAGACGGUCCAGGAGGCGGGCGAGAAGGGGCCGCUGAAGAGGAGCGCGGGGGAGCUGCCGGAGGACGCCGCCAAGCGUCCCAAGGAGGCCGCGCCAGAAGCGGAGGAGGAGGAGGAGGAGGCCGCCGGGGAGGCCGCGCUGCUGCUGGAGCCGGAGGAGGAGGACGCCAGCGCCACGGCCCAGCCAGGCCUGGCAGGAGGGUCGCCCCCAGAGGAGCGGGAACCCGAGGAGGAGGCCGCCGAGAAAGACGUCGAGGCCCCAGGCGUUGGAGGAGGUCGCGAGAGCCUGUAGUCACCAAAGUCUCAAGAAGAGACCCUGUCCCCCGUUCCUGCUGCGGCCUGGCUGUUACUCGGGAAACCGG
Messenger RNA from Equus quagga, 757 nucleotides. RefSeq names its product HDGF like 1 (gene HDGFL1). The record is from RefSeq and is a predicted model, not a curated record. The transcript has a single exon. The coding region runs from base 1 to 687 and encodes 228 amino acids. Gene Ontology annotation, molecular function: transcription coregulator activity; double-stranded DNA binding. NCBI's taxonomy places the organism in Eukaryota, Metazoa, Chordata, Mammalia, Perissodactyla, Equidae. Gene Ontology annotation, cellular component: nucleus. Gene Ontology annotation, biological process: regulation of transcription by RNA polymerase II.